GACCCCAUAUCAGCUGUCAACGGUGUAGUCUUUAAAUGCAAAAACUCAACGAUGGGGUCACAGCGCUCAAGAGUGAGUGUCCAGGCCCCUCUUCCUGCCCAGGGCUGUGAGCUGGCUGUCCCCCAACCGCUCCAGGGACACAGGCCCAGCUCCACCAGCCUCACCCCUUCCCCAGCUCACGUGCCUCUUCCUAGGGGAAGGCAUCCUCUGUUAUCUGUGGGCAUCUGCAGCCACCUGGGUCCAUUUCCUGGUAGAGGGACUCAAGGGCAGCUCUGUGUCCUCAUCACGGGCGGCAUCGUGGCCACUGCUGGCCAGUUCACCCAGUGGUACUUUGGCGCCUACUCCAUUGUAGCAGGAGUGUUCGUCUGCCUGCUGGAGUAUCCCCGGGGGAAGAGGAAAAAGGGCUCCACCAUGGAGAGAUGCGGACAGAAGUACAUGACGAAAGUGGUGAAGCUGUUCGGGCCCCUCUCCAGGAAUUACUACGUCCGGGCCUUCCUGCACCUUGUGCUGUCGGUACCAGCCGGCUUCCUGCUUGCCACCAUCCUGGGGACAGCCUGCUUGGCCAUAGCGAGUGGCAUCUAUCUGCUGGCGGCCACCCGUGGUGAGCAGUGGACUCCCAUCGAGUCCAAGCCUAAGGAGCGGCCUCAGGUGGGGGGUACCAUCAAGCAGCCACCCAGCAACCCCCCACCCCGGCCCCCAGCCGAGGCCCGCAAGAAGCCCAGUGAGGAGGAAGACGAGGCGGCAGCAGCAGGAGUCUCCAGUGGCCCCCAGGAAAACCCUAUCCCAGUGACCGAUGAGGUUGUGUGAACUACUACGAGUGGCUGCUGUCUCGUGUUGCUUUUCGGUGGGGGGACCCACCCAGACCCCAAAGGUACCCCCUUGCCUGCCCUGCGGAACCACAGGCCCUCUCUUGGUGUCAUUCCCAGAAGCCUAUCUUUUCUCAAUGGUACUUGAAAUCACAAGCAUCUUUUAUUCCAUGAAAUAUAGUUUCUGAAAUUCCAA
This is a messenger RNA of Myotis brandtii (Brandt's bat), 1002 nucleotides long. Its product is annotated as cytochrome b-245 light chain. The coding region runs from base 52 to 807 and encodes 251 amino acids. The record is from RefSeq and is a predicted model, not a curated record. The transcript has 6 exons. Gene Ontology annotation, cellular component: NADPH oxidase complex. Gene Ontology annotation, molecular function: heme binding. NCBI's taxonomy places the organism in Eukaryota, Metazoa, Chordata, Mammalia, Chiroptera, Vespertilionidae. Gene Ontology annotation, biological process: superoxide anion generation.